Molecule: messenger RNA, 1479 nt
Organism: Rhizoctonia solani
Lineage: Eukaryota; Fungi; Basidiomycota; Agaricomycetes; Cantharellales; Ceratobasidiaceae
Exons: 3
Coding region: 1-1479 (492 amino acids)
Source: RefSeq, a predicted model, not a curated record
AUGGUGAUCAUAGACUCGGAAGAAUUCAAAUCUCCGCGUGGACCGAGAACGAUAAGUACCCCGACGCUCUCUUUACCGGCGUACACACCUGUAGACCCACACAACUCGCUCGGCCUACCUCUCCCGCCCCCACGAUCACCCGGCGCUCGACCGUCAUCGCCAUUCUCAGCCCCGGCGUCAAACUAUCUGACGAUAAAGCGAGAAAAAGCGGAUAUAACGGGCUCAUGGAACAUCAACACUGCUCUUCCUGCUCCCACUCUGCACCGAUCGUUUAGCCUCGGCAGCGACGACGGAGAUACCACCUCGGACGGCGGCACAGAAGUUUCCGACCCCUCAACCCAGGCAACAAGCGUCUCGUCAUCGUCAUCCCCCUCUACUCCAUCGGUGCCGCCCAACUUGAAGUUGCUGACCCCUCGUGGAAAGAUCGACGCAGUUAUCAGGGUCUGGGGCGGCCCUCGCGCAUGGAUCGAGACGGUUUCGCGAGAUGAGGAUGUGGCAGUGACUUUUCCACCUGCGUCAGGUGGGGCUCACCGAAGCCCAAUCAAACUUUUUGCGAGGUCCACGACUGGGAAUGUCCAGGUUCAUCUACCCAUGUCGUUUAUGGGCACAUUGCGAGUCCCAUCCGACGUCGUUCUUCCGCCCAGUUUACGGUCCCAGUCGGUCGUACUCUCGCCGUCGGAGCCUCCAAUUGCCAGGCCACCUAUUCCCGACGAAUCCCCCGUAAGGGCCAAGUUAGGUUUAACUUCGAGUUCAAAUUCAGCAGGCGUAACCUCUAGCUUGGGCUUAGCUUCUCCCGCCGGUCCACCAUUACCCCCACGCUCGGUCUCACCUGCUCCGCCGGCAGCCCCUGUUUCGCCGCCGGCUCCAGGUGCUCUCUCGGCUAGGCUAGAAAGUCUCGUUACGCCCGUGUCCAUGGACCCUGCGAACAUCCCCCUUCCAGCUUCGCCGCCUGCUAUUUCAUCCUCUGACCCUGUAGAGGAAUCCGCGCUUCAAGUCGAGACACCCGCUCAAGAAACUCUUCCUCCUGUCUCUCCCCCCGCGUCCACGCGGAGCAUGUCCGGGGGCUCAAUUACGCCCACGAGCCAGCCUAAGCAACUACAGCAUCAGCGUUCAGCAUCCACGCCCUCCAUUCUCUCCCACCCCAACCUCCCAGCCGCAACACACGAAUCGUCCGAAUCGAGUACGGUGUACUUUAUAGGCGACCUCCUUCGCUCGGGGUACGAUACCAAUGCACCGGAAAAAUGGACCGGGGACGAAUUCGUGAUCGAUAGCGAGUUUGGUCGAGUACGGGUAUGCUUGUACGGCGAAAAGGCGGAUGUCCCAUGGACGGAAGACGUCACUCGGUCCGUCAAGGACGUGAUGGACUGGAACAAGUGGAAAACUGCGGGCUCGGACGCCGGGCGUGGAUUGAUGGAGAUGAUACCCAUGCCCAAGAUUAGCGUUGGUGGAUUGGGAAGGCGGUUAAAGUUUGGCAAGUAA